CCUACUUUUCUUAGUUCAGUGUUUUUUUUUUUUUUUUGUUUCUCGCAAGUUCUUUUCUUAGUCUAGUUGAAUAUGGGUGUUGUGAUAUAUACCCAGGAGUUCACAUGUGCUAUCCCUCCGGCCAGGAUGUUCAAGGCUUUGAUCCUUGACUCACACAACCUGUGCCCCAAGCUCAUGCCUCAAUCAAUAAAGAGCAUCGACAUUCUCGGAGAUGGAGGGGUUGGAACCAUCAAACAGACCAACUUCACUGAAGCCAGUCCCUACAAAUAUGUGAAGCACCGAAUAGAUGCACUGGACAAAGAAAACUUCAUCUGCAAGAACACUAUGAUAGAAGGUGAUGCCUUAGGAGAUAAGCUUACAUCGGUUGUUUAUGAAGUUAAAUUUGAGGCAUCGGCUGAUGGAGGAUGCAUUUGUAAGAUGUCAAGUGAGUACCAUACUGUUGGUGAUGCCCAAUUCACAGAAGAGGAUGUCAAGGCUGGCAAAGAAGGAGCUCUGGGUAUGUACAAGGCCGUGGAAGCUUACCUCUUACAAAAUCCUGACGCCUAUGCUUAAUCUGUUACUUUAAUUUAAUUGUUGGGUUACAUAUUCAGCACCCAUGCCAGUCUUUUGUUCUUAUUUUGUUGCGUCUUGUGUGUGUUUUUCCCUUUGCCUUCAGUCUUCUUUCUCUUUCUUUUAGAGGCAAAAUUGCUUUGCCUUUGGCUUGGCGUGAAUAAUAAGUAUUCUGUGUUAUAGUGGAAAAACGAAGUUGUUAUCAAUUAAUCAACAGGUGAUCCUCGCCUCUUUCAUUUAUCAAUGUUAUAUGUUACAUUACCC
Molecule: messenger RNA, 813 nt
Organism: Nelumbo nucifera (sacred lotus)
Lineage: Eukaryota; Viridiplantae; Streptophyta; Magnoliopsida; Proteales; Nelumbonaceae
Product: major allergen Pru ar 1-like
Biological process (GO): abscisic acid-activated signaling pathway; defense response
Cellular component (GO): cytoplasm; nucleus
Molecular function (GO): protein phosphatase inhibitor activity; abscisic acid binding; signaling receptor activity
Source: RefSeq, a predicted model, not a curated record